GUUUAACACGGCGUCGGGCGAUCGAAUCGAAUCGGAUCGAAUCAAAUUAGCAAAUUAGCAAAAUCAAAACGAAAUGAGCUAUAACAACGUGAUCUGCACGAUCUGUUCGGAGCGGUAUCGCACCUCGGACAACAUACACGCCGGCAGCUGUGGGCAUGCCUUCCACGAGGAGUGCCUGGACCGCUGGCGGGAGCAAUCGAGAACUUGCCCCAUCUGCCGCUGCGAGGAUGCCACGUACUUCCAGCUCUAUCUGAACUUCGAGGAGUCGCCGGCAGGCGACAGCGAGACGGCGCAGAGUGGAAGUGGGCGAAAUCGGAGCCAAGGUCACGGCGGCAGCAGUCGCAGCAGCAGCAGCAACAACAGCAGCAACACGAGCAGCAGCGAUUACGCGGGCAUCAUGAGGGAGUACGAGAACCUGCUCUACGAGACGGGGGUGUACCAGGAUGAGAUCGAGUAUCUCAACGAGCGGAUCGGGGCGCUCACCCUCCGCAAUUCUCGACUCUGCAAGUUGCACGGCGACGAUUCGGAUUCGGACGAUGAUUAGGAGCAGCGCAGCCAGGGAAUACAAACAAACAAAAGAGCCGCUGUAAACAUUGGGUUAUCGCACAUUUCGCCAGAGGAUCCCGGCGAUAGCCGAUCGAAUCCAAGUAACAAACUAUUUGGACAGAUAAGCAGACUCAGAAGGCUGAGGGAAACAAAAGAGGCGAAAGAACAAUAGAGCCAGUACAUGUGAGUGCUCAUAUGCGAUAAAUAAAUGAUUACUAAGAGAAGAUACAUAUAAGAUAUGAUAUGUUAGACUAAAUAAAGCAAUAAGAAAAAAUACGUUUAGGCAACGUAAA
Molecule: messenger RNA, 839 nt
Organism: Drosophila takahashii
Lineage: Eukaryota; Metazoa; Arthropoda; Insecta; Diptera; Drosophilidae
Product: E3 ubiquitin-protein ligase RNF128
Source: RefSeq, a predicted model, not a curated record